Messenger RNA from Penicillium pulvis, 2166 nucleotides. Its product is annotated as Zn(II)2Cys6 transcription factor. The transcript is spliced from 4 exons. Gene Ontology annotation, cellular component: nucleus. Gene Ontology annotation, biological process: regulation of DNA-templated transcription; DNA-templated transcription. NCBI's taxonomy places the organism in Eukaryota, Fungi, Ascomycota, Eurotiomycetes, Eurotiales, Aspergillaceae. The record is from RefSeq and is a predicted model, not a curated record. Gene Ontology annotation, molecular function: DNA-binding transcription factor activity, RNA polymerase II-specific; zinc ion binding; DNA binding. Bases 1 to 2166 code for a protein of 721 amino acids.
AUGGAGUCCCCGCAGGUCGCGUCUCAGCCGCCCGACCACACCGUCAAGCGCGUAUCCCGAGCUUGUCUACAUUGCCGCCAGCGCAAGUCGCGAUGUGACCUUGACAGCAACGGCAAUCCCGGGAAGCCGCCAUGUCAGCGCUGUGUCCGGGAACAUCGUGAAUGUGUGCUCGGCGGCUCAAAUCGCGGGGGACGACGUAUCCGCAAGAACAAGAUUAAAAACUUUACCCCUGCGACCAAUCAAUCGCCCAGUAAAGAUUCGGAAGAAACUCUGAGCCCUUCGAGCUCUGAAGCUCGCCGUGCGCCAUCUGCAUCGUAUUCUCAACCGGUGGUAUUUCUCCCACCAAACCCACCCGCAGGAGCUACUUCGGUCGCCGUCGAAGAUGAUGGCUCGCUUGAUUCAGUCCCUCGCAACCCUUCAGAUGCCUGGCAGUGUUUGACAGGUAUUGCUACCCAAAGCGCAGGCGUGCCUCCAGAGCGACGCGGCGAUCAUGCCAGGUCAAAGUCCGGCAGCUUUUCAGCGCACAAUGGCCUGCGCAAUAGUAUCGUGUCGGAUUUUAACGCUCCUAGUACCGGGAUUAGAGCUUACCGGCUCGUUCAGUCUCGGGCUUUAGACCCCACAACGGUGUGGCAACUGGUUACUCGUUACGCAGACAACUUCCAUCCAUAUCUCCCACUAGUCCCCAGAAAAUACUUCCAACGUUCCGCGCUGGAUGAAUUUGCCUCUAAUGAGAAAUAUCUUCUGACAGCUAUUGUCACCAUCGCUUCGAAAGAUCUGCUCGACCGACCCGAAAUCCACGAGUGCUGCUCAAAAUAUAUGCUCGAACUGAUAUCGGGCAUUUCUGCUGGUGCUGACUGCGAUGUGGAUGCCAUUGAAGCUCUACUCUUGCUCGCGGAGUGGGAGCCUCACGGCCUUCGAUCCCGCAUUGAGCGUGUGGGUCGUGGAGAGGAGGAUCGUGCUGCAUGGAUGCAUGUUGGCUUGGCUCUGCGCUCGGGCUACUUUAUUGGGCUGGAUCGCACCUCUUUUCGAGGAGAUCCAUACGGUGAUCAGGCGACCGAGGCUCGUCGUCGAUUAGCAUGGGCCAGUUGCUAUGUCUCGGAUCGUUUGAUAUCGGUGCGCAUUGGAAGAGCAUUUUGGUCGCGAGGUCCGGGCCCAAUGACGGGCCUCGUAAGCCAAGAUUUUCCGUCGCUGCAACCGGCCAGCGAGGGAGAGGAAGAUUAUUCGAAAAUCUUCCAGGCGAUACUGGAUCUCACGCAGCUCUAUGGUAAUGUUCACGAGGUCUUAUAUUCUGGAAUGCGCACGAGCAAUCAAAUGAUGUUGAUGGGAGAUUACGUCAAAUAUGUCGAUGACUUCCGUCUUGCUAUUUUGAGGUGGAAAUCACUCUGGGGACCUUUGGAUUGUUCACCGGCCAUGCGGGCCACACUGCAACUAUCAUAUGAAUACCUACGACUUUAUACGACUGCCUUUGCAUUCCAAGCUGCGAUCUCGCAGUCCUUGGCCUCAAAAAAGACUGAUGGAGCUUCCCAUCGGGAUCAGCUCAGAUCUACCUUCAAAAAUGUUGCCUCGAUGCAGGACUCUCGUUUUAUCUACGAGUCUGUCGAUGCGGCCAAAGCCUACUUGACAAUUCUUGUGGAUUCGGUGGAGCCAGAAAGACACUUACACUUUAUGCCCCUUCGCUUCUAUCUGUAUGGAAUCUAUUCUGCAGUUUUCCUCUACAAGGCUCGCUCAUUCGGAAUGAUGCUUCCCUCCGAAGAAGCCAAAGUCCAGGGCUUAGUUGCAAGGACCACCGAAGUCCUCAAGCAAGCGAGCGCUGGCCCUGAUGAUAUUGGCUCGCGCUACUCCCGUCUCCUCGAACUUCUCUGGAAAGCCAAGCCAGCAACUAUAGCAGCAUCCGCCGAAACACCACAAAGCGCCGAGUUUGCAAUGCAAGCACUGUCGAAUCCAGUCGCAGACCAUUCCUACAUGGAUUUCAGUCCUGCGAACGAUUUCUCCUGGCUCGAUCUCGAGGCUGUCGGCGACUAUGUCUCGGGAGAUCAAAUAUCCGGUGGCCUAUUGGGACUGGAUGCUUUCCAGAACCCUGAUCCGUACCAGUCUGGACAAGACCGAUCACAGACGUGGCAGCCGUCAACUUGGCUUGGAGAUAUGAGCAGUAAUCUUCUGUUUUAG